Aspergillus neoniger CBS 115656 is the source of this 723-nucleotide messenger RNA. RefSeq names its product mitochondrial nucleotide exchange factor MGE1 (gene grpE). Gene Ontology annotation, molecular function: protein homodimerization activity; adenyl-nucleotide exchange factor activity; protein-folding chaperone binding. NCBI's taxonomy places the organism in Eukaryota, Fungi, Ascomycota, Eurotiomycetes, Eurotiales, Aspergillaceae. Gene Ontology annotation, cellular component: PAM complex, Tim23 associated import motor. The coding region runs from base 1 to 723 and encodes 240 amino acids. Gene Ontology annotation, biological process: protein import into mitochondrial matrix; protein folding. The record is from RefSeq and is a predicted model, not a curated record. The transcript has 3 exons.
AUGUUCCAGAGAACCUUCCUCAGACAGGCCCAGCGGUCCCUCCGCUCUGUGCGCCCUACCUCCAUCAACACCUCCGCUCUCCGUCGCACGCCGCAGCUCCCCCAGGCUGUCCGCCCAAUUGCUCCUCAGUCGGCCUACCGGUUCUACUCUACUGAGAACAAGGCCGAGAAUGGCGAGCAGAAGGAGGGUGAAUCUGCCCAGGAGGCUGAGGACCCCGUCCGCAAGGAGCUUGAAGAGAAGAAGAAGGAGGUCGUUGAGCUGAAGGACAAGCUGCUCCGCUCGAAGGCCGACUUCCUCAACCUGCAGGAGCGCACCAAGCGUGACAUGGAGAACUCUCGCAACUUCGCUAUCCAGCGCUUUGCUGGCGACCUCCUCGAGUCCAUUGACAACUUUGACCGCGCCCUCCUUGCUGUUCCCAAGGACAAGCUCGAUGCUCCCCAGACUGAGGCCAACAAGGACCUGUUGGAGCUCGUUUCCGGUCUGAAGAUGACUCAGAACAUCCUUCUGAACACCCUGAAGAAGCACGGUCUUGAGCGCUUUGACCCCAGCGAGCCCACUGAGGAUGGCAAGACCCAGAAGUUCGACCCCAACCUCCACGAGGCUACUUUCAUGGCCAAGGUUGAGGGCAAGGAGGAUGGUGACAUCAUGUACACCCAGAGCACCGGUUUCCGCCUCAACGGGCGCGUUCUUCGCGCUGCCAAGGUCGGUGUCGUCAAGAACUAG